AUGUGUGUCACUGUUUGCGAACUUAUAUUUAUCAUUAUUUUCCCUCCAAUAGCAAUAUUAAUAGCUCGAGGAUGUGAUGUACAUUUCUUUAUAAAUAUUGUCUUAACAAUCAUCGGAUGGAUACCUGGAGUUAUUCAUGCUAUAUAUAUUUGUUUCUAUUACGAACCUCCUGGUACUGCUCAUCCUGCAAUCCAAUAUAAUUUGUAA
This is a messenger RNA of Dracunculus medinensis (Guinea worm), 207 nucleotides long. NCBI's taxonomy places the organism in Eukaryota, Metazoa, Nematoda, Chromadorea, Rhabditida, Dracunculidae. The record is from the annotation of a GenBank genome assembly.